This is a messenger RNA of Oncorhynchus mykiss (rainbow trout), 1326 nucleotides long. RefSeq names its product parvalbumin, thymic CPV3. The record is from RefSeq and is a predicted model, not a curated record. Gene Ontology annotation, cellular component: cytoplasm. NCBI's taxonomy places the organism in Eukaryota, Metazoa, Chordata, Actinopteri, Salmoniformes, Salmonidae. Gene Ontology annotation, molecular function: calcium ion binding.
GAGAGAGAGAUAGAGAGAGAGAGAGAGAGAUGCGUAAAACACUUGCUGCUAUAGUAUAAGGGCGGUACAGUUGCCAAUGCCUAUUUGCACGCAUCAGCCAGUGAAGACGGAUAUAAAUAGUAGGCUAACGGUUAAUUAGUUAGGUAAGGAAUUCGAGAGGGGCCUGGCUGUGAGAAUUUGAUACACGGACAGGUAACUCAAGCAUUGCUGAUUCUCGGUGUAUCCAGUCCAUAUAUAAGUCCUCAUCGGCUGACAUCAGUCACCACAAAGCCUUACAUCCUCUGCUUUGGACACCGGCAAGGCGAGACAAUCAAAGCGGAUUAAUAUGUCACUCACUUCUAUCCUUUCCGCGGAGGAUAUUGAGAAUGCCGUUAAGGAGUUUCAAGCCCCAGACUCCUUCAGCUUCAAGAAGUUUUUCCAGCUGUGUGGCCUGACCUCCAAGUCUCCCAAAGAAGUCAAAGAUGUCUUCCAGAUCCUUGACGAUGACAACAGUGGCUACAUCGAGGAGUCAGAGCUCAAGUUCUUCCUGCAACGGUUUGUUCCCGGGGCGCGGACGCUGACGGACGCUGAGUGCAAAGGCUUCCUGUCUGCGGCUGAUGAUGACAACGACGGCAAGAUCGGAGUAGAAGAAUUCCUGAUCAUGGUCCAGUCCUGAGAGAUCCAUGGGCGCAGAGAGAGCAGCAGGUGUUCGUUCUCCUCUCCUUCCUCCAGCUUCCAGCCUCCAGUCUACUUCCUCAAGCCUACAGCAGCAUCCAUUCCUGGAAAUUUGAUUUUCUCUGUCCUGCUUGAAUUGUACCCUUCAAGUUAGAUUUUUGUCAGAGCCCCUCUCGAUUCAAUUACAUUUUGAAUCCAUGAGACCAUUUUUUUGCCUUUUGAUUAAGUUCUAGAAGGUUGUAUAGCUGUGUCGCUCCAUGUUUCCUUCCAAUGCACACCACAUUGUCUAUCAAAGAAAUGAAUAAACACAUUGUAACUUAUUGUGGUGAAUUGCAUUGCUUUUUUUUUCAAACACAACUCCUGAACAUUUCAAACACAACUCCUGAACAUUUACAUCUGUUAAAUGACUGUCUCGUAACCAUACAACAGAUGCCAUGUAAGGAAGUGUUGUAUGUUACACUUAUCCCUCAAGAGAGUGCAUUAUCCUAUUGUCCUGUAAUUGAUUUAACAUAGCUUUUGUGCUAAUCCACACUGGAAAUCAAUUUAAUGCACUAUUACUUUAUGUUACGUAGUGUUGCCUAAAAUGUAAAGAGCUGCUAUGUUAGUUGUAACAUUGUGUAACACAGUUCUGUCCAUCCAAAUCACAAUAUGAAUACACUACAGCUUGUAUGA